Mytilus trossulus (common blue mussel) is the source of this 1196-nucleotide messenger RNA. RefSeq names its product angiopoietin-related protein 7-like. The transcript is spliced from 5 exons. NCBI's taxonomy places the organism in Eukaryota, Metazoa, Mollusca, Bivalvia, Mytilida, Mytilidae. The coding region runs from base 166 to 1158 and encodes 330 amino acids. The record is from RefSeq and is a predicted model, not a curated record.
UGAACGUUGGACUACAAAAUAUUUUAACAUUAAUCAGAUAUUUUUGAUAGUUUUCAAUUGGUAAUUCGACUUUAAAGUUAAGUUUGUUACUUGGACAUUGAUUGGUUAGUGUUUAUAAAUAAAAAGACUAAUAUUGUUCUUCUAUGCAUUAUGGAUUGUGAUUAAAUGUUUAACAUCAUGUUUUUAAGUCUGCUAUUUUACACCGGGACAACCUCUAUUGCUUGUGCAUCUGGGUACAAUAUGAACAUCAAAAAUCAAAAAUUUGCAGUUGAGGUCAAUAAGAAAGUAUCAUCUAGUGUAACAGUAAUUGAGGAAAUCAGCGUUCACUCAUAUAUAGUGUGUGCUAGUUGGUGUGCGGGUAGUCCAACCUGCUGCUCCGCAAGCUAUAACAAAACAUCAAAACAGUGUCAGUCAUACUCCUGUUGUGAACCGGAAACAGUACUAUUUGAGAACGGAAUUGUUUUGCGAAAAUUACCAGAUCAGGACAAACUCAUUGACUGCACUGACAUUUCGAAUGGAAGCUUAAGUGGUGUCUAUGCGAUGUAUCAUAAUGAUGGACCUUUCGAUGUGUACUGUGAUGUGAAUUCUGACGGGAAAUGGACGAUUAUACAACGAAGAUUAAAUGGGGCCGUAGAUUUCUACAGAAAUUGGCAAGAUUAUAAACUUGGUUUUGGAAAUGUGAACACAGAAUUCUGGUUAGGAAACGACAAUUUACAUAAUAUUUUGUCUUUGUCAGCAAGAGAAUAUAAGCUAAGAAUUGACCUCGAGGAUUGGAACGGUAAGACAAGAUAUGUUGAAUAUGACACUUUCUUUGUCGGGAACGAAGCGACCAACUAUGUACUUACUAUUGGCAAUUACAGCGGAAAUGUUGGAGAUAGCAUAGUUUUUUCCGGCAAGGACAACUGCGAUAUAAAUGGAAUGGCUUUUUCCACAUGGGAUGUUGACAAUGAUGUUGACAAUAUUGAUAGCUGUGCUAAAGACAAGAAACAUGCUGGUUGGUGGUACAAUGCAUGUACCAGGGCAAAUCUAAACGGGAUUUACUACAAUGGUGGCGUAGAAGAGAAUGAUGGAAUAUACUGGAAAAACUGGUAUAGCUCUGAUUAUUCACUGAAAACCGUUACAAUGAAGAUCAAAUCACAUUAUCGCAGAUGUUCUUAAUCACCCUGUGACUAUUGUGUUACUUAAUUCUUACGUUA